Lacerta agilis (Sand lizard) is the source of this 2213-nucleotide messenger RNA. RefSeq names its product spermatogenesis associated 5 like 1 (gene AFG2B). Lineage: Eukaryota; Metazoa; Chordata; Lepidosauria; Squamata; Lacertidae. The record is from RefSeq and is a predicted model, not a curated record. Gene Ontology annotation, molecular function: ATP hydrolysis activity; ATP binding.
AGAGAAACAUCUGCGUGUAUGAUUUGCAACCCAGCGGCUCGUCGUGAAGAUGGCUUUGUUAAAGCUGUUGCCGCAGGUUCCCGAAGAUGAAGGCACCCAAAGGUGCAGGCUGGGGCCUGCUGUAUUCUCUGCCCUGGGUGCCACACUGGGCUCCCCAGUGAAGAUCACCCUCCCUUCUGGCAGCUGUCUCUGUACCGCCUGGCCGAGGCACGAUUUGGCUGAUGGCUAUUUGCAAGUCGAUCUCAAGUGCAGAACUUUGGGCUUAAAGGAGUGCCAGCCCCAAAAUCUCACAGUGAGCAUGGACCACUUGAAGCUGUUGCCUUCUUGCAAGCUAAGGAGGGUGACCGUCAAAGUCGUCUUCAAGAACCGUGCGUUGAAAAAAUCCACUCCGAAAACCAUGGUGCAGGACGUGGUCAAGGAACUUCUGAGAAAGGCCUACGUUUCUCCCCGUCACGUCAUUACCUUUGCGCCAAUUCCGGGCAAUCCAUUGGCAUGCGUUGAAAUAUUGUCCGUGGAGCCUGCCACUGCAGAAGAAGCCGGUUUGGUAACCCUCAAAACCGGUGUAACCGUUAAAGAGGCAGUCACACUAGAUUGGCACAACCGUUCGACGGAGGACGGUGCAAGAAUCCCGGUGGCGGGCAUGAACGACGCCAGCAGUUCCUUGAAAGAGAUGAUCGACUUGCCCUUGCGCUUUCCGAAAACCUUCCAGAAGCUGGGCCUAUCCGUCCCUAGAGGAGUGCUUUUGGUGGGGCCUCCAGGAGUGGGCAAAACUCUUCUGGUGAAAUCAGUCGCCAGGGGAAUUGGUGCCAGCCUGCUUUGCAUUGACGGCCCUAUUAUCUAUGGUUCGAGGCCCGGUGAAAGCGAGGAGAACUUGCGGCGAGUUUUUGAGCAAGCAAGAGUAUUGUCUGACGAAGGACCAGUUGUUCUUUUUAUUGACGAGAUCGACUCGUUGUGUCCUAAACGGGGAAGUUCGAGUAAUGCCCCGGAAAAUCGUCUGGUGGCUCAACUGCUAACUCUUCUAGAUGGCAUCGGGGGAGAAAAUCACGUAGUGAUCGUGGCGGCAACAAAUAGACCCGAUUCUCUGGACCCUGCACUUAGGAGGCCAGGCAGACUGGACCGAGAGGUUAUAAUCGGGACGCCGACCGUGAAGCAAAGGAGGUCUAUUCUGCAGCUGAUUACUGCUGGCAUGCCUGUGUCGAACGAUGUUAAUUUGUUUGAACUUGCAGAAAUAACCGCCGGUUAUGUUGGAGCUGACCUUACGGCGCUCUGCAGAGAGGCGGCGAUGCAAGCUGUGUUUCGUGCCUCUUUGGAUUCAAUUGACACAGUGCACAUGUCGGACUUCCGUGAAGCGUUGAAAAAGAUUCGGCCGUCCUCAGUUCGAAGUGGAGUUGGGCUGGCAGACUUCAGGCCCGUCACCUGGGAUCAGAUUGGUGGCCUUGAAGACGUGAAACUCAAGUUAAAACAGAGCAUUGAAUGGCCUAUAAAAUUCCCAGAGGCUUUUGUGAGAAUGGGGCUUGCCCGCCCGAAGGGCAUCCUUUUGUACGGACCGUCAGGUUGCGCCAAAACUACGCUUGAAGCAGCAGCCACAAGCUGUCACUGUUCCUUUCUGUCUGUGAGCGGCGCCGACCUUUUCUCGCCUUACGUUGGAGAUUCGGAGAAGAUUUUGUCUCAGGUAUUUCAUCAAGCAAGAGCCAAUACGCCUGCAAUUGUGUUCCUUGAUGAGAUCGACUCCAUCCUGGGAUCUCGGUCAGUCAGUAAAACAGGGCAUGGUGUCCAGGAGAGAGUUCUUUCUGUCCUCCUUAAUGAAUUGGAUGGUGUUGGGCUGAAGUUAACGGAGAGGAGAGGAAAUAAAGCCGAGUUGGAAAACGACAGUCAAGAACAAACAGAAAAUGAUAGAGAGCUGGAAUUUCUGGAGGUUUUUAACAAAGAUGUCAUUGUCGUCGCUGCAACCAACAGACCAGACAUGUUGGACGAUGCCUUGUUGCGUCCUGGGCGGUUUGACAAGAUCAUCUAUAUUCCACCUCCAGAUCAGAAGGGAAAGAUUUCUAUUUUGAAAAUCUGCACUGAAAAAAUUCCCGUUGAUCCUGAUGUUUCUCUAGAGGAUAUAGCAGCUCGUGCUAAUCUGUUCUCUGGAGCUGACCUUGAGAAUCUUGCAAGGAGGCUGCUUUAUUGGCAUUGCAAGAGAACAAAGUUGAAGCAACACCCGUGAAGCA